Pediculus humanus corporis (human body louse) is the source of this 7539-nucleotide messenger RNA. Its product is annotated as ankyrin repeat-containing protein, putative. Gene Ontology annotation, biological process: negative regulation of transcription by RNA polymerase II. Bases 1 to 7539 code for a protein of 2512 amino acids. NCBI's taxonomy places the organism in Eukaryota, Metazoa, Arthropoda, Insecta, Psocodea, Pediculidae. The transcript is spliced from 5 exons. Gene Ontology annotation, molecular function: protein binding; transcription corepressor activity. The record is from RefSeq and is a predicted model, not a curated record. Gene Ontology annotation, cellular component: nucleus.
AUGGAAAGUUUUAAACAAGAUUCAAAAAAUUUAUUUUCUUCUGUUGGCGGAACUUUUGUGCCAUCAUCAGCAAGUGUUUGCAGCAACAAUGUUUUCGUCGAUUCAAAAGGUUUUAAAACAGUGACUAAUACAACAGCUCCUAUUUGGUCUCCCAUAUCUAUAACUUCAACAACUUCAAAUAAAACAAAAACUAACGAUCUUCCAAUGGAACCUUCCAACGCAGAUAGCUUUUCAAAUUCUAUCGAAUUAAAAUGUUUAAGUGAUAAUCAAUAUUUACCAUCUCGUAAAAAAACGUUUUUAAAUCACAAUGAAUGUGUUGGUAAUUUUCGUCAGGAUGUGACGAACAAAACUGUACUUCUCAAUUUCCCACCGAUACCUGGCAUGACGGCUUCUCGCGGUUGUAAAAGUAUUAAAGAAACUGGUAAAUAUUAUUCAGAAAAUUUAAUUAGUUCAUCGGAAAUAUGUUUGGAGGAAACAAAACCAAAUAAUUAUUACGAAGAAAGAACGGGAGAGAUAAAAUCAUUUGAGGCAAGUUCGGACCCUCAAAACUCGUCCAAUAAAAGUUCAUCCCGAUGUAAUGCUGAUGAAGUAUUAAAAAUUUCUUCACAUUCUUCGUCACACGAAAAGACCAAAGAUGAUAAACUGGAGUAUUUAAUACCGGAAACUUCAGAAUAUCAAAAACUUUCUUCACCUCAUGUUUCUCAAGGAUCUACGACCGUUAGCGUCGACCUUCAAACAACAAGUAAAUUACGAGGCCAUUCGGAUCAAGAUAAUGGUUCCCGCUCACGUUUAUCGGGAAAUUUUUCAUCUAAUUUACCGCGUUUUACAACCGAAAUUAUGAAUGCAACUGGAAAUCGUAUCGAAUGUUCCUCGCCAAUUGAAAUUUCAAAAAAUUCAGUGUCAUCAUUAAUGAAAAUGCCCAUGCUAAUCCCCGAUUCCUGUCCCACUUCUUCCUUUCGUACACCCGAAUCUCCUGUUAAUAACGUGUAUGUUUCUUCCCCGCAUAUCGGUUCGACUUUAUCAUGUGUUUCGAAUCAUAAAAAAAUGUCAACGACAAACGUCAGUGAAAUGGCGACGAAUGUGUCACAAAUUCAAAGCAUCGAUUCUAAAGGUAGUCGAUCGGGUUUUAUACGAGAAUUUUCGGAACCGAAUAAUCAAAAAAAUCAAUCAUAUCAUAAUUUUAAAUUUACUCAAACUCCAUUAAAACCGCAUUUCACAUUAGCACAUGAAAAUACGAAAAAACAAUUAACCACACAAAAUAUUUACGAUUUGUCUUCGUCCAAGUCGUUAUCAUCAUCUCAAUAUUUUCACAAUUUAAAAGAGGAUCAAGAGUUUACAGGUACUUGUUCGGCAAAUAAGGAAUGUUUUCCUUCAGAAACAAAAUCCGUUCGAAAUUUACCGGGAAAAUCAGAUGAACAUUUUAUACCUCAUCAAAAAAAUUUACCUGAGAAAUUCGAUUCUAAUAUUUUGAAACGAACAAAAACUAAUUUUAAUAAUAAAUUAUACGUCAAACAUUGCAAUGCGGAAUGUAAUAAUUCUUCAAAUUGCCAAAACGAAAUUUUAAAAAAGGAUACGAAACUUUCAGAUGAUUUUUAUGCUGAAAGAGGAGAAAGUAAAAUAUUUAGAGAAAUGAAUUUAAGAAAAUCCAAUUUCAUGACUGGAUCACUUGAUGAGUCUUUAAAUAACCCAGAAUCGAUAAAAGAACAACAUAAUUCACAAAUCACACACUUAAACUCGAUAAAACAAAACGAAUUUAUUGGAAAAAUACAUCCGAAUGUAAAUUCCGAAAGAAAACAUGAAAGCAAUUAUGGGAAAAAAUAUCAAAUCGUUAAUAAAAACCACGUUGAAAAUUAUUCGUUACACUCUUACCGUAAAAAGUUUCCGGAAAAUAACAUGGUGCAAGUCAAUUUUUCAAAUAGUGAAAUCGGUUCGAUCCCUUAUGAAAAUGUCGAUAAAAAUAAACAUUUGUGCAACGGUAGUGCUGAGAAAAAACAAUGUAAAGAAGAAUCACUUUCCGAGAGGAAUCAUUUUUAUAUGGGAAAAGUUCAAAGUGGUUCUUCUCAAACAAUACCUGAUGAAACUCAAUCGUACUAUUUAAAUACUCAUGAACUAAAUAAACCUAAAAUUUAUUGUGAAUCUUCUGUAAUUACAAAUUCUAAAAAUUUGACAUUGGAUAAAAAUGUUAAUCAAAAUCAUUUGAUGAGUACUUCUGUUGGACAAAAUUUAUUUUCUUCAAUUAAAUCUGUUAACGAAAAUGGCAUUGAUCAUGGCAUAACGUAUAACAAAUCAUUAAUGAACAAAAAUCAAAAAGAUUUAAGAAUGACAUCGGAUAUUAAAGAAAACAAAAUGAAAUAUUCGAGGCAAAUCGUGACCGAUCAAAGUAAAACAUCAAAUUCAGAAUUAAAUGUUGGCCAUAACAUGAAAUCAUUUGUUCAGCCAAUAUAUUCAGAAAAAAAUGAACUGGUCUCUAUGAAUCGAAAUUCUUUGGCCUUGCAAACCUUCGAACAAGAUAAUGUCAAAUGUAUAUCUGAAAAUGUUGGUAGAGAGAAAGAAACAAGCAUUAAUUCUAAAUUUACUCAUCAUUUACAAAAAAUUAAACCUUUAAUAUCAUCAGUCGAGGAAAAUUCAACGUGUAUACAACCAGUGAAUGAAAACUCUCGUAUAAAAAAAGAAUCUCCGUUAGAUUUAUCAGUGAAAACCAUAAGGCAAUCGGCUGAUUCUACAGCGAAAGACGAUAGGGAAAUUCAUCAUCGAAAAAUUCAACAUUCAUUUUAUGGAAAAGAACCCAUUUAUUCUGAAACACAAUUUUCUAACAUUCACUCGAACGACGUGUCCCUAGGAGCUCCGAAAAUAGAUUUCAAUCCUAAUUUUGCGGGUUUAAAUGGAGAAAAAUUUUUUCCCAAUAUUACACAACAACCUAAAUUUGAAAAUAAUGGUCUCGGUGAUAGCUUUAAAGAAAUUCAUAAAAGAACAAAAGAAUGCAGAGAAGAGUUUUGUUCUCCAAUAUUAAUUUCAUCGUCGAAGAAAACUUCUAGUUCCCGAAUGGUGGUUCCCGAUCGUACUACGAUAAAAAAUUAUAUAGAUGAAAAAAAAAUUGACGAAAGUGAUAAACUUUUCCCUUACGAAACUAUACACGGCCAAUCUUUUAUGGCAAAAAUACCAAAAGUGAAUUCUUGGACAUCACCUUAUACUAAGCCGACGGAACAAAAAUUAAAUUCGAUUAAAAAUGCUCAAGAAAGUACUCAAAAUUUAGAUGUUGUGAGUAAAAGUGUUACGUGUUAUAGACAAAAACAUUCAAACGGUAUCAGUCAUCCACUUAAUGGAAACACAUACCUUCAAACUCCCGACCAAACAUCUAAAACUCCCUACAAUCCGGCAUAUGUGCAACAACCUGAGUGUCAUUUGGCAACACCUCAAGCUCCUCAAGCAAAAGUUGAGAAUUUGGUAAAAGUAGCUCAUUCGCCAGAUGCCGAACAAAUUAUAAGGCAAAUUAGUAAUGGUGUUAUGCCAGAUUACAAACUUCUUCAGGAUAAAAAUGUAUUCAGUAUAUUAAAGUCUAGCUUAGAAGAGAAAGAAGCAAAACUCAUGCAGCUGAAAGAAGUUGCUAGAAACCGGGAAAAAAGAAAAGAAAUUUUAAAUGCGGGAAUUUAUAAGAAACCUGUUUUGAAAUUUUUCAAACCUAAUAGUAAUAAUAAUAAUAUAGAAGUAAAUCAAUGCAAGCAAAGUCUUCCAUCCUUUGAAUCGCUUGCAUCUGAUAAAAUGCAAGUGUCAUUACCUUCGAAUCAAAGCUUUAAUUUACUCACCUCUCAUGUGCCCGUGAAGGAGGAUAUAAAACCCAUUCAAAAAUAUUACAAUCCGACAUUGAAACACGAAGUGGGAAAAAGUGGAAUUCCCUUGAUUGAUCCUGGUCCUCAGGACGUUGCCCAGGGUCCACCAACCGACUUGGAUGGUUUGGCCGCUUUUCUUGCUGCACGUAUAAGAACAAAGGGAGAACUGAAGCAAGUCGGUCCUGUAUUUCAAUCUGGAAAAAUAUCAACAAACGAAGAUGAGAAAAAUCAUUUGAAAUUCUUAAAUUCUGAAAAAGAAUCUUCCUGUUCCGCGACUUCUUCGUCUAAUAAAGGAAACGUAAUAAAGUCUUCCGGAGAAUGUGGACCCACAAAUUAUAUAAGAAAUUAUUCGUGCAUAUAUACCAAAGAUGAAAUGCCAACAACUUCAGAUCAUAUAAAAAAUCAUUCUUUAUGGACUAAUAAAAAUCCUAAUGGAGUCAUCACUAGCUCUUCGGAACCUUCUAUUUUCGAUUUCAGAGAUUCUGAUUCGGAAAAUGAAAUGCCCGUAUUGGAAAAGCAAACCCUUGAAGGAAUGAGAAGGGAUAGAAAAAUACAUGGAUCGAAACAGAAUGUUUCUAGUAAUUUGACGGAUGAUUCGGUGGAUGUUCCUCAGCCUGAAAUAGUCGUUGAGCUUAGCCAAAGUAAUACCGAUCUUUUGUGGGACGCGAAUUUCGAUAGAUUUGUAGAACAAUUGGAAAAGCGUCCUCCGAAAAAAUACCCCAGAAAAAAGAAAACUCGUGAUGAAUCCUCUUCGACUUCAGACUCAAAUUCACGAGAACAAUUUAUGGAAAAUGAUACUCUUGAGAAAGAAAAUUCAUUUCAGUUUGACGAAACGGAACGAAAAACGGAAUCGAAUGAAAAUUGUCAAAACGAAUCACAAUCAAGUAAAACAAACGAAGAAAAAUCGGAUAUUGAAACAGAAUGCAAGAAAUCAGGGAUUAAUGUAAUGAAUAAGUUUAACGAAAAUGAAGAAAAAGAGAAAAGUGAUGAAAGUGAUAAAGAGAAAAUUCGUUUUAACAAAAGGAAAAAAAUAUCGGAAAGUAAAAUUAAAGCGAAACGGAAAUUAAAAGCUAUAGACACGAAUGUAGAAAUAUCAUCAGAUUUGGAUGAGUCGGAGAGUAGCUUUACAAAAACGGAAUCGGAAUCCUCGUAUUUUGAUGAUGAUGAUGAUGACGAUGAGUCUUUAUCAUUUAGUAGUUUAGAAAGUGAAAGCAGCGAUUCAGAAAGUAGUAAUAGUUCCAAUUAUGAAAGAAAUCAUAAAGAAAGGGAACGGCAAAAAUUAUCAAAGGGAAAAAUUCAAACGCGACUCCAAACGAGAAGUACCAAAGAAAAGCAAGUUAAAACAACGGGUAUGCGUUUAAGAUCGAAAGCUAAACCUCUUCCUUCGCCCUCUCUUAAAUCCAUAAAAAGAAAAAGUAAAAGAAAGGAAAAAUAUUUCAAUUUGGGAAGUAAGAAAAAACCCUCAUUUGGUGACGGUUCAGAUUUUCGUCCCGGAUGGGAAGAAGAAUGUUAUAAAUUUAAACAACAGUUAAGAAUGCCUGAAAAAUUAAUAUGCAUAUCACGGCCGCCUAAAAGAUCUUCUGCAUCCCUACCAGAUUUAGAUCCUUAUAAAACCUCUUCUUCGACUUUGAAUUCAUCCGAAAGACUCAAUAAAAAAACUCUUGAUAUCGUUGAAGAGGAUUGUAAAAAUAAUAAAGAAAAUAAUGAAAAAGAAAAAUUAGAAAAAUCAAACGAUUCUUUUUUCAAUUCUGAUAAAAAUAAAUCCCUAUUAAAAUUUACCAAUUCUAAACCGUCGCAAUCAAAUUCAAUAUUAAAUAUGCUUAUUAAUAGAUAUGGAAAAUCAAGUGAAAAAAUUCAAAAAGACUUGAAACCUGAGAUUUUACCUUCGAAAUCUAAUAAAACGGAAAUUUUCUCCUCAUCGGGAAUAAGUUUAGGUAAAGAAAAUGUUUUGAAUAAUAAAAAAAGGACAAGGGAAGGAACAAUGCAAAAAAAAUCCGAAGAUAUAGAUUCAAUGACUCGCGGUUAUCACAGGAAAAAUUCACCGAAUAACGGUAAACAAACAUUUUCAUUAGGAGACAAUGAUAAACACGUUUCCCGUGAUUACAAUUCGAAAAAUACAAAUUUACUAACUAGAUCGAGAAUUCGAGAUUUAAACAAAAGAUCAAAUUUGAUUGAAAUUUUUGGAGAAGAUCGUCCGGCAUCGGCACCGCCUUUAAUCACCGAAGAAAAUAUCAAAACGAGUGUCGUUAAAGGAGAAAAAGUUACAGAUAAAAAUAAAUCAAAAUCUGUGAAAAAGGUUAGCGCGGGCGUGAUCACAAGAGGUAGAGGAAAACCUAUUCGUAGUGGAAGACCCGGUUUACGAAGCACAGCAAUGCAUAGAAGCAAUAAAGCAGUACAAAUGUCAAAAAGGCAUUUGAAUUGUGGGAGGAAAAGAAAUAUGGAGCUUUUGAGAGUGCGUGCGAUGGCAUCUAAAAAAUUAUCAUAUUUGGUGAAUUCUUCGGAUGCGAUAAAUCAAUUUCCAAUAGUUAAAAAACGUUUAAAACUUAGAUCGGUGAGAAGAAAAUUUCGUUCAGGUUUUGAUUAUAUUCGAAAGAAAAAAAAAUUAAAAAAAGAUGGUGAAUCGGUCGAAGGAAGUAGUAGUAUUAAAGAAAAAAAAAUGACGGGGAAACCGGUUUCAGAGAGCGUAGAAGACAUACAAAAUGAAAUUAAAAAUUGGGUCAUAAACAAGGGGUUGGGCGAAACGGUUUUACACAGGGCUGCAAGAUUAGGUUAUACAGAUAUUGCGGCUUAUUGCCUCGAAAAAAUGGAUUGUUCUCCCAGUCCGAGAGACAAUGCCGGUUACACUCCUCUACAUGAAGCCUGUUCUCGAGGUCAUCUCGAAAUAGCUAAACUUUUGCUUAUGUAUGGGGCAAGCGUAAGCGAAAGCGCCAAAGGAGGAGUCAGACCUUUACACGAAGCUGCCGAAAAUGGUUAUACUGAACUAAUUCGGUUGCUUUUAUCAUUUGGAGCUGAUCCUCUUCUUGAAACGUAUACAGGUCACACGGCAUUAUCUCUUGUUACCGACGACGAAGCCAGCAGUCUUAUCCAGCAUCAUUUGGCGGAUGUUCAGGGUAAUGUUGCGCCAGUUUGGACAUUUCAGGGUCCCUCUUCACUGUUCGAUCCUGUUGUAAAUGGUUAUGAUCCUCUGAGUGAGCCUCCAUCACCGAGCACCUCUAUUUCCGAUUGCGAAUUAGAAGUGAGCAAUUCUAUGCUUCCUCCUCUUUAUCAGAUCUCGACGGAUCGUGAUUCCGAUCGACGGUGGAUUUUAAUGAAAGAUCUUCUUUCGUAUACCAAAGCAAAAUCUAAAGAUGCCCUGUUGAAACAGUUGAAAUCUCCCUCCGUCCUAGAAAUGAAGCUUUCUGAAUUUAACGAAUUUGGAAAAUGUUCUGCAAGACCCAAACCCAUUUACCUUUGGUCUGUCAUAGACGUUCAAAAAUGGUUGAAACGACACUGUAGUGAUUUUUGCUAUCUUUACUUAGAUAAUUUUGUACAACACGAAAUAACGGGACGAACUCUUAUUAGGAUAACAGAAAAUACACUGACCAGAAUUGGAGUGGAUAAUUCUAUGCAUAGAACGGAAAUUUGGAGGGAAAUUAUUAAAUUAAAGUUAAAAACGGAUAUAAUGGAAAUUAGAGACUUGGAAAGGCAAAACAGUGCAAUUUUCUUCGAUUGA